AUUAAAACUGAAGUAGAUUUCAGCAAUAUCACAACAUUUGGUUUUGAUCCGAUGUCAAUUGACACCAGGAUCAGAUCAACAGUCUAAUUUUCAAUUAUUUUUACUAUUAAUAACUAAUAAUAAUACUGACAUAUAGGGCACAGCCAUAUGUUAUUUCUGAGGUGAAUGUGUAAAAGCCCUGAAAAAGGGAGUAUGUGUCACAAUGUAUUCAACUGUCUGAAAUAUAACAAACUUUAGGCUACUGAAAUAUUACCAUAGUAAAAGUACAUCAACCAUAAACCUAACAUAUCUAACCAGUAACAGUGUCUGUAGUAGUGUUUUCAAUGCUGAAUUACCAGAUAAACAAAUACAAGAAUAAACCAAACAUAAUAUGUCGAUAACAUUAAAACUCAUAAUUUCCCCCUUAACCAAACUCAUUCAGUAAUGCAGACAUUAGAGCAACAGAAAUUCAGGCAGUCAACUUGACUAUCACUAACCAAGCGCACCCUUUCAAUCUGGCGGUCUAUUUAAACUGCACAGUUUCCCAGCUCUCCCUCUGCUCUGUCAAUCCCGCUGAUGCCCUGCAUCCGUAUUGCUGCCUACUGCUCUGUAAGCCCCACCACCACCCCAGCAUCCACCUGUAGGCUCUGGCUAGGGAUUGUUAGUGACUUUAAUGUACUUGAAGUGUGCACUGUCAUUUCUAAAAAAUUACAACUAUCUAUUGUACUAUUAAAAAAACUAUGCUGCAUCCACUCUAUUUCAGUCUGGCCACAGCACCUCAUCCACAUCGCAAGCAAUGUUUUCCCUGGCCAAGCAGCGGGGGAAAUAUUGCCUAGCAUGGCGAAUCCAGCCAUGAAAAGCAUCAACUGCUAUAUCUCCACAUGCGUCUUCCGUAGGUUGGAGAAGGGGUAUAUGCGUUUGUGGAUUUUGGUCAUACACUUUCCAUCUCCAGGCAGAAAAAAAUUCCUCAAUAGGAUUGAGGAAUGGAGAAUAUGGAGGGAGAUACACAACUAAAAAGCGUGGGUGGGCAGUGAACCAGUUACAAACCAGAGCAGCCCGGUGGAAACUUACGUUGUCCCAAAUGACAAUGUACCUGACCUGCUCUGGGCCGUCAAUCUGAUCUGGUGGAAUGAGUGUGUUGUGUAGGGUGUCCAGGAAUGUGAUCAGAUGAGCAGUGUUGUAGGGGCCAAGGGUAGCAUGGUGAUGGAUGACGGCGUGGUGGGUAAUCACUGCACACAUUGUGAUGUUCCCUCCACGCUGGCCAGGGACUUAAACAAUGGCACGCUGGCCGAUGAUAUUCCUUCCCCUCCUUCGUCUUUUUGUGAGGUUGAAUCCAACCUCAUCAAUGAAGAUGAACUGGUGCUCCACUGCACUCUAGCUCUCUGAAACACACAUGACAAUAUCAGAAAUAGACAUGGAGUGGUCACUAUUGUGAAGCACAAUCAUUAUGAUUACAAUACUGAAAUAUGAAUAAUUUAUACAGUGUUGAGAGCAUGCAUCAAUUGUGGGAUUGUAUAGGACUCACUUGCACAUAGUUAUAUUGCAAUUCUUUGACUCUUUCUGAAUUGCGUUCAAAUGGCACCCUGUAGACCUGCUUCAUCCUCAGAUUAUUUCUGCGCAAGACACGGUCCAGUGUUGAUAAGCUUACCCUAUCAAUAUUUUGAAAUCUGUUUUCUAUUAUUUUUCUUUGGAUUUGCCGUAAUGUUAUGGCGUUAUUUUCUAGGACCAUGUUCAUGAUUUCAGUUUCCUGUUCAGGAGAAAGAAGACGUUCCCGACCACCUUGUGUUGGUAGUCUUUCAAUUCUGCCAAACAAAAAGUAAUAUACUGUAAAUACUGUCUAGGAAUACAAAGUAGGAAUAAAUUUCCCAAAUACCUGAAACACACUUUAUUUUUACAGUCCUACAGGACAGUCAAUACUGUACUACUGUACUCAUUGAGUACUGUAUUGAUAUGCAGUAAUGCAAUUUUCGAGUGAGAGUAGAUUUCUUACCUAUUCUCAUUUCGGAAAGUCCAGAAGAUGGAUGCUACAGUGUGCCGGCUCAAAUUUGGCUGAACUCUUUGCCCAGCCUCCCUCAUUGUUAGACCAUGGUUGACCACAUGGUCAACCAAAGUGGCUCGGAUCUCAUCAGAGAUUAUGGUCCUUGGCCGUGGCCGUACUCGUACUCUUACUCUUACUCUUACUCUUACUCGUACUCGUACUCGUACUCGUACUCGUACUCCUCUGGCUCUGGCUCUGUUUCCAAUGUUGGCAUCCAUUGCUCCAAAACAGAAGAGCUCACCUGUUGCCCUUUUAUGCUAAAGCUCUGAUUGCUAAACUGUGUGACAGGUGUUUGCCCAUGUGAUGAGUCAGUGUGCAUAGUAGGGCAAUUAACUUUAGAAUUUUGAAUGACAGUGUGUUCCUUGUGAAAACAAGAUAUUUUGUUCAUGAAAAUUGUGUCAAAUGCAGAGAAUUGUGUGUAGUGUUUUGAAAAAAGUGUGUUUUAAAACUGCAAAUUGAGUGUAAAGCAGGAAUUGUGUUUGUAGUUUAGCAGAAUUGGUUCAGGGCGUUGGUGCAUUAGUUACAUGUUGUGGUCAUUGUGUCUCAAGUACCAGUAAUUGUGUGUAAACAAUUGAGAAAAACUGUAAAUGACUCAGAUUGCAUCGGGGACUAAAAAGUCCUUAGGACCUUAAGAAAAACUGAUUAUCUCGUAAAUAUAUCCCUGAAAUCUGAGUGUAGUCCUUUAGUAGCUCAUCCUCUGAACACCACAGACCCUCCACUGCCCCUCUGAACUCACUGAUACUUUCUAGAAGAGAUCCUCCUACAUCCUGUCCAUUAUUCAGCUCGCUGAUUCCGGCUGCGGCUGUCAGUACACACACACUAUCAUUUGUUCCUGAAAAUCUUGAUCAGUACAUCCCUAAUGGACUUUGGACUGGUCUCUGUACUUGUAUUAUUAGAUCUUAGUGCUGCAUUUGACACCAUUGACCAUGAUAUUCUUUUACAGAGACUUGAGCAUCAAAUUGGCAUUAAAGGAACCGCACUAAGCUGGUUUAAGUCAUAUUUAUCAGAUUGUUCGCGGUUUGUACAAGUUAACGAUGAAACUUUAAUAAAUACUACAGUUAGUCAUGGAGUUCCACACGGUUCUGUACUUGGACCAAUACUAUUUACUUUAUAUAUGCUCCCUUUAGGCAACAUUAUUAGAAAUCACUCCAUUAACUUUUACUGUUACGCAAAUGAUACGCCGUUAUAUCUAUUGAUCAAGCCUGAUGAAAUUAAUCAAUUAUCUAAUAUACAAACAUGUCUUAAGGACAUAAAAUCCUGGAUGAGCUGCAAUUUGCAAAAAAAAACCGAAAUUCUUGUACUUGGCCUCAAAAAUCUUAGAGACUCAAUGUCUAAAGAUAUAGUUACUCUGGAUGGCAUUACUUUGGCUUCUAGCACCACUGUCAGGAAUCUUGGAGUUAUCUUUGAUCAGGAUUUGUCAUUUAAUUCCCACAUAAAGCAAACGUCCAGGACUGCCUUCUUUCAUUUACGUAAUAUUACAAAAAUUAGACACAUCCUAUCGUAGACUGAUGCAGAAAAACUAAUCCAUGCAUUUGUUACUUCAAGGCUGGAUUACUGCAACUCUUUAUUAUCAGGUUGCCCCAAUAAGUCCAUUAAAACGCUCCAAUUAAUUCAGAACGCUGCAGCACGAGUACUGACAGGAACUAGAAAAAGAGAUCACAUCUCUCCUGUACUAGCUUCUCUGCAUUGGCUCCCUGUAAAAUUUAGAAUAGAAUUUAAAAUCCUCCUCCUCACCUACAAAGCUCUUCAUGGUCAGGCCCCUUCAUAUCUUAAAGAGCUCAUAGUACCCUAUUACCCCACUAGAACACUACGUUCUCUGAAUGCUGGGCUACUUGUGGUUCCUAUAGUCUCUAAAAGUAGAACAGGAGCCAGAGCCUUCAGUUACCAAGCUCCUCUCCUGUGGAACCAGCUUCCAGUUGUGGUUCGGGAGGCAGACACCAUCUCCACAUUCAAGAGUAGGCUUAAGACAUUCCUCUUUGAUAAAGCUUAUAGUUAGGGCUGGCUCAGGUGAGUCCUGAACCAUCCCUUAAUUAUGCUGCUAUAGGCCUAGACUAUCGGGGGAUUUCCCAUGGUGCACUGAGCUCCUCUCUUCCUCUCUCUCUUUCUGCACUCAUUCAUGUUCCAUUAAUGCAUGUUACUAACUUCACUUCUUCCCCGGAGUUCUUGUGCUUUCUCGUCUCGCAGGUUCUUAUCGAUCCUGGUGGAGCCUCCUGCCAUGGUCCUGCUUUACUGCCAUUGCCAAUACUGUUGUUGCUGUGCAACUGUCUGUCUGUCUGUCUGUCUGUCUCUCUCUCUCUCUCUCUCUCUCUCUCUCUCUCUCUCUCUCUCUCUCUCUCUCUCACCCCAACUGAUCGAGGCAGACAACCACCCACCUAGAGCCGGAGGAUCUGUCCUAGGUUUCGGCCUUUUAACAGGCAGUUUUUCCUUGCCCUUGUCUCCAAGGAUGCAGCAGCAGAGACCAGACUGUCCUGAACACAGUUGUGUGUCCAUGAACGGUGACUGGUCUAUGGAUCGCCCUAUUAACUUUAAAGAUGGACAAUCUGCUUCUCAAAGAGUUCAGCAGGAGAGCUCAGAGGUUCCCAGUGACCAGUCUGCCCAGCAGCAUCAAACAGACCUGGACUCCAUAUUUAUGCUGCUGGAGGAGAACAUCGUCACUUUUGUGAAGAACAAGCUGAAGAGAGUCCAGAGGGUUCUGACUACAGAUUACCCACAAGGCUUAGACAGUCAGGAUGAGGAUGAGGAAGUACUGGACGGUGACGAUGAAGAGCGGAGCAGCAGAGAGGCAUUUCUGAAGAUCACAGUGCACUUCCUGAGGAGAAUGAAGCAGGAGCAGCUGGCUGACUGUCUGCAGAGCAGAACUCAAGCUGCAGUGUGCCGACAUAAACUCAGGUCUAACCUGAAGGAGAAGUUCCAGUGUGUGUUUGAGGGGAUUGCUAAAGCAGGAAACCCAACCCUUCUGAACCAGAUCUACACAGAGCUCUACAUCACAGAGGGAGGGACUGCAGAGGUCAAUGAUGAACAUGAGGUCAGACACAUUGAAACAGCAUCCAGGAAACCACACAGACCAGAAACAACAAUCAGACAAGAAGACCUCUUUAAACCCUCACCUGGAAGAGAUGAACCAAUCAGAACAGUGAUGACAAAGGGAGUGGCUGGCAUUGGGAAAACAGUCUUAACACAGAAGUUCACUCUGGACUGGGCUGAAGGCAAAGCCAACCAGGACAUACAGUUCACAUUUCCAUUCACUUUCAGACAGCUGAAUGUGCUGAAAGAGAAAAAGUUCAGCUUGGUGGAACUUGUUCAUCACUUCUUUACUGAAACCAAAGAAGCAGGAAUCUGCAGGUUUGAAGAAUUCCAGGUUGUGUUCAUCUUUGAUGGUCUGGAUGAGUGUCGACUUCCUCUGGACUUCCACAACACUGAGAUCCUGACGGAUGUUAGAGAGUCCACCUCAGUGGAUGUGCUGCUGACAAACCUCAUCAGGGGGAAACUGUUUCCCUCUGCUCGCCUCUGGAUAACCACACGACCUGCAGCAGCCAAUCAGAUCCCUCCUGGGUGUGUUGACAUGAUGACAGAGGUCAGAGGGUUCACUGACCCACAGAAGGAGGAGUACCUCAGGAAGAGGUUCAGAGAUCAGGACCAGACCAGCAGAAUUAUCUCCCACAUCAAGACAUCCCAAAGCCUCCACAUCAUGUGCCACAUCCCAGUCUUCUGCUGGAUCACUGCUACAGUUCUGGAGGAUGGGUUGAAGACCAGAAACAGAGGACAGCUGCCCAAGACUUUGACUGAGAUGUACAUCCACUUCCUGGUGGUUCAAUCCAAACUGAAGAAGAUCAAGUAUGAUGGAGGAGCUGAGACAGAUCCACACUGGAGUCCAGAAAGCAGGAAGAUGAUUGAGUCUCUGGGAAAACUGGCUUUUGAGCAGCUUCAGAAAGGCAACCUGAUCUUCUAUGAAUCAGACCUGACAGAGUGUGGCAUCGAUAUCAGAGCAGCCUCAGUGUACUCAGGAGUGUUCACUCAGAUCUUUAAAGAGGAGAGAGGACUGUACCAGGACAAGGUCUUCUGCUUCGUCCAUCUGAGUAUUCAGGAGUUUCUGGCUGCUCUUCAUGUACAUCUGACAUUCAUCAACUCUGGAGUCAAUCUGCUGGCAGAACAACAAACAACAUCCCGGUGGUCUGUAGUGUUCGGAGGUAAAUCAACACGUUUCUACCAGAGUGCUGUGGACAAGGCUUUAGAGAGUCCAAAUGGACACCUGGACUUGUUCCUCCGCUUCCUCCUGGGUAUUUCACUGCAAACCAAUCAGAAACACCUACAGGGUCUGCUGACAGAGACAGGAAGUAGCUCACAGACCACCAAGAAAAUAGUCGAGUACAUCAAGAAGAAGAUCAGUGAGGAUCUGUCUGCAGAGAAAAGCAUCAGUCUGUUCCACUGUCUGAAUGAACUGAAUGAUCAUUCUCUAGUGGAUCAGAUCCAACAGUUCCUUAGUUCGGGAAGUCUCUCCUCAGAUAAACUGUCUCCUGCUCAGUGGUCAGCUCUGGUCUUCAUCUUACUGUCAUCAGAAGAAGAUCUGGACGUGUUUGACCUGAAGAAAUACUCUGCUUCAGAGGAGGCUCUUCUGAGGCUGCUGCCAGUGGUCAAAGCCUCCAACAAAGCUGUGCUGAAUAGCUGUAACCUCUCAGAGAGAAACUGUGAAGCUCUGUCUUCAGUUCUCAGCUCCCAGUCCUCUCGUCUGAGAGAGCUGGAUCUGAGUAACAACAACCUGCAGGAUUCAGGAGUGAAGCUGCUGUCUAAUGGAUUGAAGAGUCCACACUGCACACUGGAAACUCUCUGGGUGGACCAUGGUGGACCGCAGAGACUGAAACCUGGUGUCAGGAAAUAUGUCUGUGAAGUGGAACUGGACACAAACACAGUAAACAGAGAGCUCAAACUGUCUGACAACAACAGGAAGGUGACACUGGUGGAGGACUAUCAGUCAUAUCCUGAUCAUCCAGACAGAUUUGACUACUGGCCUCAGCUGCUUUGUAGAAAUUGUCUGACUGGUCGCUGUUACUGGGAGGUCGGGUGGAGAGGAAGAGUUUCUAUAUCAGUGAGUUACACAGGAAUCAGCAGGAGAGGAUACAGUGAUGACUGUGUGUUUGGAAGAAAUGAUCAGUCCUGGAGUCUGGAGUGCUCUGAUUAUGGUUACUCUCUCUGGCACAAUAAGAGAAAGAUAUCCAUCUCCUCCUCCUCCUCCUCCUCCUCGUAUGGUAGAGUAGCUGUGUAUGUGGACUGUCCUGCUGGCACUCUGUCCUUCUACAGCGUCUAUUCUGACACACUGAUCCACCUCCACACCUUCAACACCACAUUCACCGAACCUGUUUAUCCUGGGUUUACAUUCUGGUCAGAUAGUUCCUCAGUGUCUGUGUGUUCUCUGGAGGUUUGAGAGUCUCUCCUGUGAACAGAAACUCUGCUGACUGAAGAUCAGCUGCUGAAAUCAAAGUUCACUCUGUUCACCAUCACACACACUCUGCACUGUGAAGCAGAUCUGUCUCAGACUCACACACAAAACAUUCAAUUGUCAGAUUUCACUUUGAUUCUCAACAUUUUAACACUUUAUCUAGAAACGCUUAAUGAUAUAUGUCUAAAAAGAAUGAACUCUUUUUGGGAACUAGUAUAUCUUCUUUCUUUAUAUUUUGCCACAUUAUAAAAAUGUGGAGACUAACGGUUUGUUGAAACAAUCCUGAAGCAUUAAACAUAUUUUCUAAUAUUUGUAAAUGCUUUUAAUAAAAUCAGUAAAAGCCUCA
Messenger RNA from Dicentrarchus labrax (European seabass), 7797 nucleotides. Its product is annotated as NLR family CARD domain-containing protein 3-like. The transcript is spliced from 8 exons. The record is from RefSeq and is a predicted model, not a curated record. Gene Ontology annotation, molecular function: protein binding. Bases 4149 to 7436 code for a protein of 1095 amino acids. NCBI's taxonomy places the organism in Eukaryota, Metazoa, Chordata, Actinopteri, Moronidae.